AUGCGCACAGCGCCGGCGGAAGCGGCGGGACCGGCAGCGCUGGCGGCGGAGCAGCAGCAGCAGCAGCGGGGGAGCGGCGGCGGCGCCCGGGUGGGUCUCGCCGGCAAGUCCACGCUGGGCCGCGCCCUGAGCCGCCGGCUGCCGCAGCGGCGCGGCUGGGCCUGCGCACUGCUCGCCUACGACGAGCUCAUCCCGCCCGAGGCCUUCCGCCCGCGCGCGCCGGGGGCGGGCCCGCAGGAGCCGUCCCCAUUGCUGCCCGGCUGGAAGCGGAGCCGCCGCCAGCUGCUGCAGUGCCUGGAGGGGUUCCUGCGGGCGCUCCUCGCCGGGGCGGCGCUGCCCGGGCCCGCGCAGCCCGGCUGGCCGCGCUUCCUGCGCUGCCUCCGCCGGCAGCGGCUGCUGCCCGCCGCCGAGGGCGGCACCGGGGCCGCCUCCCCGCCGCUCGUCCUCCUGCUGGAUGACAACUUCUACUACCAGAGCAUGCGCUACGAGCUGUACCAGCUGGCCCGCAAAUAUUCCUUGGGCUUCUGCCAGUUGUUUUUAGAGUGUCCAGUGGAAUGCUGCCUGCAGAGGAAUCGCCUCAGGAGUGAUCCUGUGCCUGAGCACACCAUACAGUUAAUGGCAAGGAAAAUAGAAAUGCCAGAUCCCAGGAAGAACCCCUGGGAGCAGCACAGCCUCAUUCUGAGCAGCUCUGAUGGCAUCUCAGAGGAUGAGUAUGUUACUGUUGAUCCUUUGGUUUUCCCUAAGUGCUGUUUUCAGGGGUAGAAGCUUCUCAUUGUAUCUGCACAGAGUGUAAAAAGUAUUGCCAGUGGUGAUUUUUGGAAGCCAGGCAGUUACACAGAAUCCAGGCUUGUUGGGAGCUCACAGCCACCAUCCUCUGCAGGGUUAACCCCAAAACUCACAGCAUUCCUGCCCUGUCACUGAUGAUCUGUGCAAGUGUCUGAAAUGCUAAGGUUGAGUUGUCAUAACUUGAGUUGUAACUGUUUUUAAUUUCAGAUUAUUUCACUGAUUACCUUAAAAAAUUA
Molecule: messenger RNA, 1022 nt
Organism: Passer montanus (Eurasian tree sparrow)
Lineage: Eukaryota; Metazoa; Chordata; Aves; Passeriformes; Passeridae
Gene: PSTK
Product: phosphoseryl-tRNA kinase
Molecular function (GO): tRNA binding; kinase activity
Source: RefSeq, a predicted model, not a curated record